Molecule: messenger RNA, 3764 nt
Organism: Microtus oregoni (creeping vole)
Lineage: Eukaryota; Metazoa; Chordata; Mammalia; Rodentia; Cricetidae
Gene: Rph3a
Product: rabphilin 3A
Exons: 22
Coding region: 586-2619 (677 amino acids)
Biological process (GO): intracellular protein transport
Cellular component (GO): membrane
Molecular function (GO): small GTPase binding
Source: RefSeq, a predicted model, not a curated record
AAUCCGGAUCCUUCUGGGGCGCCCAGCCUCCCCUCCUGGCCUCCCACCUCUCCUCCCGCAAGCAACGCGGCACAAUGCAUCGCGGUGGGAGGCAGACUCGGCUCCCCUACGCGGCGGGGAAGCGGCUGCCCCUCCCUCCGGAUCACACAGGGUUUUUGCGGUAGUGGUGACAGCCGGAUUGGGCACUGGGGAAGCAACUGAUUUGUCUACUGCCCGCAGUCCAUAGUUGCCUACGCUGCCCGGAGAGGAGGAGAGAAAAGAGAAGAGAAGAGAAGAGGAGAGGGGAGAGGAGAGGAGAGGAGAGGAGAGGAGAGGAGAGAGAGAGAGAGAGAGAGAGAGAGAGAGAGAGAGACUUACAAAACCUUCCAUCCAUGUGGAGUAGUCUGAGCGAAUCACUGCCCACCGUCUGCAGACUCCAACUGUACUUAGUUUUCGCCUCUGCUGGGGGCACGACUGCUGAUCUUUCAAGCCAAGUCUCCAGUACUUAACAUCUCUCUGCCGGCAGGGAAGGCAAGGAGUUGGCAAGAAUUUGACUCACCCAUUCUGCUGCAAUCCUCUACUGUCCUGGUGUGCCAGUCUUCCGCCAUGACUGAUACUGUGGUGAACCGAUGGAUGCAUCCUGGUGAUGGCCCGCUUCAGUCAAAUGACAAGGAACAGCUACAGGCAGGAUGGUCCGUCCAUCCUGGAGCAAAGACAGACAGGCAGAGGAACCAGGAAGAGCUGACAGACGAGGAGAAGGAGAUCAUCAACAGGGUGAUUGCUCGGGCAGAGAAGAUGGAGGCAAUGGAACAGGAGCGCAUUGGGCGCCUGGUGGACCGUCUGGAAAACAUGAGGAAGAAUGUGGCCGGGGAUGGUGUGAACCGUUGCAUUCUGUGUGGAGAGCAGCUGGGCAUGCUGGGCUCUGCCUGUGUCGUGUGUGAAGACUGUAAGAAGAAUGUCUGCACCAAGUGUGGGGUGAAGACCUCCAACAACCGCCCACAUCCGGUAUGGCUGUGUAAGAUCUGCCUUGAGCAGAGGGAGGUCUGGAAGCGCUCAGGAGCAUGGUUCUUCAAGGGUUUUCCCAAACAGGUUCUUCCACAGCCUAUGCCUAUAAAGAAGACCAAGCCCCAGCAGGCUGCUGGUGAGCCUGCUGCUCUGGAACAGCCUACGCUUGAAUCCAGGCACACAACCCGAACUCCAGCUCAAGGUGACAUGGAGGAGAGGAGGGCCCCAGGUCAGAAGCCAGGCCCCGAUUUCCCCUCUGCUCCUGGGCGAGGAAGCCAUGGGCCUCCCAUGCGCAGGGCCUCUGAGGCACGAAUGAGUACAACUGCCCGGGAUUCUGAGGGCUGGGAGCAUGGUCAUGGUGGGAGUGCUGGAGAUGCCAGCCGGAGCCCAGCAGGUGAGCAAGGUUUGAGGCGGGCUAACUCAGUGCAGGCCUCCCGCCCUGCCCCGGCUUCAAUGUCAAGUCCGGCACCUCCUCAACCUGUGCAGCCAGGGCCCCCUGGGGGCAGCAGGGCCGCUCCUGGGCAAAGCACAGAGGCCACUCCAAGCGACUCUGGUUAUCCAGGGGCUGUCGCCCCAGCCCGGGAGGAGAGGACAGGACCCGCAGGGGGCUUCCCGUCAGCUCCCCACACUACAGGCCCCUAUUCCCAGGUGGCCCCUGCUCGUCAGCCGCCACCCGCAGAGGAAGAGGAGGAAGCCAAUAGCUAUGACUCUGAUGAAGCAACCACACUGGGUGCCCUGGAAUUCAGCCUCCUCUAUGACCAGGAAAACAGCAACCUGCAGUGUACCAUCAUCAGGGCAAAGGGACUGAAGCCCAUGGACUCCAAUGGCUUAGCGGAUCCCUAUGUGAAGCUGCACCUGCUGCCUGGAGCCAGCAAGUCCAACAAACUUCGUACAAAGACCCUACGCAACACGCGGAACCCUGUGUGGAAUGAGACGCUGCAGUAUCACGGCAUCACAGAGGAGGACAUGCAGAGAAAGACACUCAGGAUCUCCGUGUGUGAUGAGGACAAGUUCGGCCACAAUGAGUUCAUUGGCGAGACCAGGUUCUCACUCAAGAAGCUGAAGGCUAACCAGAGGAAAAACUUCAACAUCUGCCUGGAGCGGGUGAUCCCGACGAAGCGUGCAGGGACCACAGGGUCAGCCCGUGGCAUGGCACUCUAUGAGGAGGAGCAGGUGGAGCGAAUUGGCGACAUAGAGGAACGUGGCAAGAUCCUGGUGUCCCUCAUGUACAGCACACAGCAGGGCGGCCUCAUCGUGGGCAUUAUCCGCUGUGUGCACCUGGCCGCCAUGGACGCCAAUGGCUACUCAGAUCCCUUCGUCAAGCUCUGGCUGAAACCAGACAUGGGGAAGAAAGCCAAGCACAAGACUCAGAUCAAAAAGAAAACCCUGAACCCCGAGUUUAAUGAGGAAUUUUUUUAUGACAUCAAACACAGCGACCUGGCCAAAAAGUCCCUGGAUAUCUCAGUAUGGGACUACGACAUCGGCAAAUCUAACGAUUACAUCGGAGGCUGCCAGCUGGGGAUCUCAGCCAAGGGUGAGCGCUUGAAACAUUGGUAUGAAUGUCUGAAGAACAAGGACAAGAAGAUUGAACGCUGGCACCAACUGCAGAACGAGAACCAUGUGUCAAGUGAUUAGGACCUAGCGCCCCAGUGCCCCUGUCUCCACCCUAGUUGCUCUCCCCUCUCAGAGCCUUCCUUGUUACCCUUGAGUCUUUGAUAUCUCUCCCAGUUCAUACUGCUGCCAAAGACCUGCUCCCUGGGCUGCAGGGUCUGUAUGCGAGCCCUCUCUGGUCCCUAGGGUAGGGUGGUGGGAGUGGGGAGAUCUGACCUUGAACCCGUACAAGGUCAUUCCCUGUGUCCUGUCUACGUGUCACUUUGGGCAUUGGCAGACCCACAGACUGUAGGGACCAGCACAGGGACAGAAAUUGUGCAUCGAGACUGCCUCUGACCCCCCUCAAGACACCCCAAGAACAAACAGACCCACCCCGACUUUUAGACCUACCAGGAAAUAGACAUACAGAAUAGACAGAGGGUCUGUACCCCUCUUCCAGGAAGAUGCCCAGCUGCUUCCUAAGAAGCUAACCUAAUCUUCCUAACUUCCCUUGCUCUCUCUCCUUGCACCUCCUUCCUCCCUGCUCACCUUCCAGCCUACCAAUGCCCCUCACCCACCCUCCUGCCCUACUGCCUCUCUUCUCCUCUCCCCUCCACAGUGGGGGAUGCGAGGCAGAGCCUCCCCUCUCCUUCCUGUGCCCAUUGCCAGCCUAGUCAGCAACCUCACAAGCUGAAUAAACCUGGCUCCACAACCCUGAAGUCACAUUUUCCAUUGGCAUGCCUGGCUGUCCUCGGCCUGGGGGCUGCAGCGGGCACAGCCUGGGUGCAUGGCAGCCUCCUCCAGCACUAUAGACACCUUGAGGUCCAGGAUUUUUUUUUCAUUCCUGGCCCCCCAAAUGGGUACAGGUGGCACAGAGCUCUGGAUCUGAGGUGACCUCCCAGGCUACGCAUUUUACCCCAUUUUCUACUCUUCAGCAAUGAACAGACACAUUGCCCCCCUCUCCCACCCAGAGCCCUGCUGUUCUCUGUCUCUCUUCCCCAAGGUUCCUGGGGGCGAUCAAAUAACAAGAACUCUAAUUGGGACAGAACAGCCUUGGUCUGUCACAAAUCAAGAGGUAUGUGGAGUCAGGCCAUCAUCCACGCACGAGAAGAAAGUCUAGUUUUUCCCACUUUGAUAGUGUUUCCCCAUCGGCGUCCAAGCCCUACCUCACCCCACUGUGACCGUCAGAC